Entrophospora candida is the source of this 760-nucleotide messenger RNA. NCBI's taxonomy places the organism in Eukaryota, Fungi, Glomeromycota, Glomeromycetes, Entrophosporales, Entrophosporaceae. The record is from the annotation of a GenBank genome assembly.
AAUAUUUUGCCCAAAAUGGUCAGAUGAUAGUUUAAAAGAUGAGGAAUUAAAUUCAAAAAUAUUAGCUUUAAAUUAUUUAAAUCUUAAAGAUCUUGGUAUUGAACUUAAUUCAAAUCAACAACAAAUAGUUGAAUUGGUUGUUAAACUUUCAUCUUCAGAAUUAGAAAAUUUAAACCAAAGAAAAUCACCAUUUGAAAAACUAGAAUCACAUCUAAUCUUACCAUUAUUAAUUCACAUUAUUAUUAAAUCUAAUCCAAAAAAAUUAAUUUCUAAUCUAAGAUUUAUACAGAGAUUUAGAGUAAGAAAUUUAAUAGAUAACGAAAUGUCAUACUGUUUAACAAAUAUUCUAGCAGUUAUUGGAUUUUUAGAGACUGCUGAUUACUUGGAUUUAAACAACAAUAACAUUAUUAACAGCAGUAGUGGUAGGAGGGUUGGGCAUGAAAUAGUUAAAGUGGCUGAUAGUGGUGUAAAAGUUAUCACUGACGCAUUUGAUUCUUCUUAUAAGUUGUUUGGUCGUAUUCUUGGAUCAAAUGAUAUAUUUUUCGAUAAGGACAAUAUUAAUAAUAAAAACAAUGUUAAUAAAUUGACCUCAACAAAAUCUACAAUAACUCCUGGCAUUGAUGAAGCUAAACAAGAAAACGAAAUGCAACAGCCGCAACAAUACCAAAAACGUAAAUCUUCAUCCUCAUCAAUGGUUGAUCGUUUGCUUUCAUUUAAUGUGCUUCCACAUUUUUCAGGUGAUGGAAAUAUUAUAAAAAAA